This is a messenger RNA of Cydia fagiglandana, 733 nucleotides long. Its product is annotated as zinc finger protein 22-like. Lineage: Eukaryota; Metazoa; Arthropoda; Insecta; Lepidoptera; Tortricidae. Gene Ontology annotation, biological process: regulation of DNA-templated transcription. The coding region runs from base 1 to 384 and encodes 127 amino acids. The record is from RefSeq and is a predicted model, not a curated record. The transcript has 3 exons. Gene Ontology annotation, molecular function: RNA polymerase II cis-regulatory region sequence-specific DNA binding; DNA-binding transcription factor activity, RNA polymerase II-specific.
AUGGCGGUAAGUUUUAGCUCGACUUGUAGAGAGAGAUACCGACUGAUCGCUCAUCGAAGAUUACACUCUACACGCCCGCAGCACGCUUGCACGGCUUGCGGCAAGCGGUUCUCUACAGCCAGCAACCGGACCAGACAUAUGGCGAGUCACACCGGCCUAAAACCAUAUAAGUGCGAAAUGUGUGGAAAGUGUUUCAAGCACGCGAGCGAGAAGCGUGCACACAUCACGUACGUGCACCUCAAGAAACCGUGGCCCAAGCGUGCUCGGGGCAAGCGCCGGGACACCAAACCAUCGGUACCUGCCCCACCACAGCAAGAGAUGGCGCUGACGCAGCCAGUGUGGUGUGAAAACAAAAUGGCCGCCGACAAGAUGUACAUGCUGUAAAGUUGGCUUAUGAUUUGUAUACAUAGAUCUAGUAUUACAUAGAUGAGCUAUACGCGUGCCUCCGUGAGGGACAAAACAUACGCAAAGCGACAAUAUUAAAAACACGUUUUAACAUUCCUGACAACAUACCAAAAACAGUCUACGUAAUUAGGUCGGGUUAUUUGUUGCCCACCAUAGACCAUACUAAAUUUUUGGUGGGGAACAAACAAAAAGUGAGACUGUGACAAGGACAAGCAAUAAUACCGCUUUCUCUGCUACUCCUACUGAAAUUUCCAUAAAUGCAUCCCGUUCGGUCGUUUGGCCCCUCCCCCGUGUCAUCUCUAUGUUAUUGUACCUCUAUGUUUACAUA